Molecule: messenger RNA, 1740 nt
Organism: Aspergillus thermomutatus
Lineage: Eukaryota; Fungi; Ascomycota; Eurotiomycetes; Eurotiales; Aspergillaceae
Exons: 6
Coding region: 1-1740 (579 amino acids)
Cellular component (GO): membrane
Source: RefSeq, a predicted model, not a curated record
AUGGCUACUGAAGCUUCUAGUUUCAAGCUGUAUAGAUAUGAUCCUUCUAUUGGCGCGGCUGUUGUCUUUAUUCUUCUCUUCCUUGGUGGUUCCUGCAUCCAUACCUACCAGGUUGCACGGACUAGAACAUGGUUCUUUGUUCCAUUUGUCCUUGGUGGAUAUUUCGAAUGGAUCGGCUACAUUGGACGAGCCAUAUCGGGAACGCAAAGUCCGAAUUGGACCGUCCAACCCUAUAUUCAACAAACCCUCCUGCUUCUGAUUGCUCCUACCCUAUUUGCCGCAAGCAUCUACAUGGAACUGGGCCGGAUAGUCCUACUGACUAAUGGGGACUCAUAUUGUUGGAUCAGGCGACAGUGGUUGACCAAGAUCUUCCUCUUGGGCGAUAUCAUCUCGUUUAUCAUGCAAGGCGCCGGCGGCGGCAUCAUGGCAAGUGGCAGUGCCAGCGCGCUCUCCACCGGCGAGCACAUCAUCAUCGGAGGUUUAGUCGUCCAGCUAAUAUUCUUUUCUCUGUUCCUGGUGACCACCCUCAAAUUCCACAUUGGCAUUCAGAACGGCCCGACUCGGAAAGUCCUCCAUUCGCAGCCGCCGUGGGAAAGGCACAUCUACGCAAUGUAUGGUGGCAGUCUUCUCAUCUUUGUCCGCUCCGUCUUCCGCCUCAUCGAAUAUGCCCAGGGCAACGACGGCUAUCUCGUGACACACGAAGCAUACAUUUCAUCUCCUAUGGGAGAAGGGCUGGACAAUGCGUCAGGUUUAGCAGCUGGCGUGCACCCCCCCGGGGAGUUAUGCAACUCCCGAUUUCCAUCGAUUUCCGAUAGCGAUGCCUUCGGUUCGUUUCACGAGAAGGUAGCAGAGGCAGCCUACUUCGCUCACGAAUGGACCAGCCAGGACCCUGAACUAAUGCAUCAUUUCACGCUCCACACUUCCAAGUCUCUCGCUAGGCGGCAGCCGAUGCAAGAAGUAUGGCAGGUUGCUGUCCCGACAUUGGCCUACGCUUCUGAAUUCCUGAUGCAUGGCAUUCUUGCCCUGUCGGCGCUUCAUCUGGCCCAUCUCAAACCUGAAAAUUACAGCCGGUACAUGACAAACUCCAGAUUCCAUAUCUCCCUCGGCCUGCGCUCUUUCCGGAGAAUACUUCCCUCGCCCACGACUGACAACUGCUGUGCAUUAUUCGCCUUUUCAAGCCUGAUCAUGGUUUACAUAUAUGCCUCCCCAGCAGAGUCCGCCGAGUUCGACAUGGUUGACACGCUUGAAUCCACCCUUCAUUUGUUCAAGCUGUGUCGGGGAACCCUCGUCCUCAAACCUUUUAUGCUUCAUGUGCGAAACAGCUCUCUAGGGCCACUCUUCCGGCAGGAGUUUGGCGCGCUGGAGUUUGAUGAAAGACAGCUUAUUGAGUCGGAUCCAGCAGAGCCUGAAGAGAGAAACACAUUUUCCCAAGCGCUUCACCAUCUUCAAUUAUCAUUCAAGGCUAUCCACAAUGCGGAAUUGCCGUUGGAGUGCGGAAUGAUCUACAUGUGGCCUCUCUCGGUCAAGGAGGAAUUCUUCGAUCUGCUGAGGCAAAGACGCGCCGUCGCACUUGUAUUGCUAGGUUUCUACUGUGCUCAACUCCAUGUCUUUUGCGACUACUGGUUCGUCGGACGGCGAGGUCAUUUACUGUUCUCCAGCAUUUCGGCUGUCUUGCCCAGUCGACUCGCCUCAUGGCUGGAUUGGCCAAGAGACUUCAUCUUUGAGGACCGGGAUGUUUAG